UCAGUCACUCGGGAGUUGUGCAGUCGCUCGUUGGUCACUUUUUGCUGGUCUUUUGUCCGCCCUUUUUAAAGUGUUUUUUAUUUCAAUUUUUAAUACACAUUUUGUACCAACAAAUUAUAAAUAACUAUCAAGUACUACGACUUGAAAGUUUCGGCAAUAAAGUAGACAUAAUUAAAAAAAUAUAAAACUAAAUUGUGCCUUAAAAAAGUGCAAGUGGAAAAAUAGAAACCGGCAUCAGCAUCAGCAGCAGCAUGGCCCAAGACACAGAGACGGGGGUUAAGGAUCAACAUACGCAGCACGAUCAUAUCGACGAAGAUGAAGUCAGCGAACUGCAGCGGCCUCCCAGCUUCUACCAGAAGGUGCGUGAGCAGGCCGAGCGUUUUGCCAGCACACGUCUUGGCCAGUAUGCCAUUGAGCGGACCGAUCGUGUGCUCAAGUUGCUCGAGGACACCACCAAGUGGAGUCUGCCACUGGAGAAGAACUCGAAUGCGGCGUUGCUGGAGCGUCCACUACCCUGGGUGCCCUUCUUGCUGCUCAUCGUUGUGCUGCGCUUGACGCGCAUCUGGCUAUCGGUGGGAGCACUGAUGAUUGGCAAUGGACCGGUGUCGCCUUCGGAUAUGAUUUACUUCAUACAGACGCGUCGCCGCAAGCUGCGUGCCAUACGCGUUCAUGGGUUGAAGGUGAUGCGGCAUCGCCAUCAGGAAGCAUCCAGCAUGUCGGGCAAGAGCUUUACCCAACAGCUCAGUCAAUGGCUCUCUCGUGCCAUCUGUCGUCCAGGUGUACAGCGGGCAAAUAGUGGACGCUCUUUCGUUAUACAGAAGCACGAACCACAGCAGAAUCAGAGCGUAGCCAAGCGUCCACGGGAAGAGGAGGAAACUGCAGUGCAGAAUCUGACAAUCGAUGAAAUGCUCAACAAGUAUGCGAAUGAGAACUCCGAAGAUGACUCAGACUUUGUGCCCCAGGCAGAGGACGAGAGCGCAACCAGUUCCAGCGAGAGUGAAUCCCACAGCAGCGAUGAGAUCAGCAGCAACGAGGAACAAGAGAUCGCCGAGGAGCAUAAAUCGAACGGAUUGCCACCCAGCAAGAAGGAGGAAGAGAAGGAGUCGGAGGAAACGCAGGCGAAGACAACGAUGAGCAACGGCAGCAAUGACAAGGAACAGACGGAAGUUGCAACUGAACGGCAGGCCACAUUGAAGGAGGAUGAAUGGAAGUCGUCGCCGGGCCAUAUGAGUGCCGCUUUGAUGAAGACUGCACUGUAUAAUAACACGGCUGCUGCAGCCUCAACUGACCAGCCCCUGCCUCAAUCCCAGUCCAACUCCACACCCAAUCCCGAUACUGACCCUGAUCCCAACGACACGGACACCGAGACGGACAGCAGCAGUGGCAAUACUGUACAGCUGCUGCCGCAAACCGAUGUUGAAACUACCUCUGAACCGAAUGAACCUCAAACGCCGAUUCAUCCCACAAUAGAGACCUUAACGCCUGCCACAUCCUCUGAAGAUAUUUUCUAUAGUCCCAUUGGUUCUCCCAAUUACUUUUGUACCAUCAAAACUGCUGCCGCUUUUUCCACGCCAAACUCUGAGCUGGACGAUGAUCACACAGUUCAAUCCGAUCUGGAAGAAGCUGUCAGACAGAACAUCUCGCUAGCUUAUGAGGACCAAUUCGGCAAUACAGCUCCUGGUCAAACCCACAAGCAACCACAGCAGCAGCAACAGCAAAAACAACAGCAGCAACGGCAAUACAAUUCCCAUCACCGUUACCGCGGGCGUAACCGACGCUAGGGCACAGCGUCUUUUCCUAUAUAUACAUAAUAUAUCCUUUGUUUAAUACAUA
This is a messenger RNA of Drosophila nasuta, 1833 nucleotides long. It is a transcript of the gene Jabba, whose product is annotated as jabba. NCBI's taxonomy places the organism in Eukaryota, Metazoa, Arthropoda, Insecta, Diptera, Drosophilidae. The transcript has 9 exons. The record is from RefSeq and is a predicted model, not a curated record. Bases 252 to 1781 code for a protein of 509 amino acids.